Messenger RNA from Cydia pomonella (codling moth), 3466 nucleotides. RefSeq lists its product as uncharacterized. Lineage: Eukaryota; Metazoa; Arthropoda; Insecta; Lepidoptera; Tortricidae. The record is from RefSeq and is a predicted model, not a curated record. The transcript is spliced from 2 exons. The coding region runs from base 472 to 1458 and encodes 328 amino acids.
UCCAACCAGAAACCUUCCGAUAAGGAACAUCGUUUCAAAACUACAAAAAAUAAUUGACUUAUUUGCCUAGUCACAAUCAUAUUUAAAAUGUUUAUAAUAUGAAAGGAAUGUUCCGUGUUGUUAAUUUCGUAACGUUAUUUUCUAAACAAGUCGAUACUAAACAAUAGCAGUAGUUAUAACUAUACGAUGAAUAAUAACUACUGCGUAUAAAAUCGUUGAUAAAAUCCAUUUUAUUUUAUUCCACGUCUGAUAUCGUUGUAUAGUUGAACCACGCAUAUUUAUAUCUUACACAGAAAAACAUAACAUAAAGUAACUUUCGGCAGACUGGUAGCUACUGCAGCCCCGUUCAAAUUAUUGUGGGUUUAAAACUUCCGUGAUCAAGCAACACUAAUAAUUUAGGAAAAACUAUUUGUGUGCCUUCGGAAAUUAUUGUUUAAGUGAAAAGGUGACAAAGAUACCUUAGUGGAGACGAUGGAGGGAUCUAUCGUUGCUGUAUGGAUUUUGAUGUUCUCUUUACACUCGAUAUCGGCCACCUCACAAUCUACCGACGAACUAACCCAAAUACUGUCUCAAUAUCGGACUAAAGCUAAAGUAUUUAAAGUCCCCAAAGUAUAUAAAGUCCCUUCCCUAGUCACAGUGAAACUUGAUAACAUGUUAAAACCUGGUGAUCUAAAUGCCACGGCAACUUCAAGACGAAAGACGAUUACUGUUACAAAGAGACCAUCAAAAUUUAAAGAAUAUAAUAAACAUGUCGUCUUUGAAGUUCUCAAACCGAUACUUAAAAAGAUAAAUGAUGAGAAUAGUAAAAGGAAGAAAGGUAAAUUAAAUCCAUAUUUAACUAUAUCUGCUUCAGAUUUAGUUCAAAUGAUCAUGUCAAGGAAUAAUCCAGUAAACCAAUCUGGCAAAGUUAAACCAGUUAAAAUUGAUAAUAAAGUAUUUAAAAGCUCGGUUGCCAAACCUCAAAAGAUAAUGAAGGAUAUAAAAUCUACGACAGCGCAAAAUCUAGUGCAAAUGCCCAAGUCAAGAUUAGUCAGAUCUGCCAAACUAAAGGAUUAUAUCAUCAAUAAUAGAAUAGACGAAAAGGAUAAAAGCAAAAGCAGAGAUUUAGUCUUAGAAUCAGUCAGUCAGCUAAUAGAAAAUGAGAAGUUCAGACAACGAUUCGACUUAGUAAAUCCUCCAAAUUCACAAUUUAGUAAAAGGCAGCAAUUAUUAUGGGAAAGAAUAAGAAUAAAGGCAGCUGAAGAGUUACUUUUACACCCAAAACCUCUUCCUCAGAGGGCUACAGAGAGGAUUUAUGAUUCUUUGAAGAUGGAUUUGGAGUUGGCGACACCAGAACCGACGGAGGGACCGGGGCUGUUCAAGGAGUUUAAGAGUAGAAUUGAAAAGCAAUAUUAUCUUGAUUGGCUUGACCGUGGAAAGAAAAGAGUCAUGAUUAGUACUUUGAAGCCUUAUUAUUAGUCAAAAUUAAAUCCUGAUAUACCUGAAUGUAUUUAUUUGGGCCAUUCUAGUUAAAGUACACUUCACUAUUUUUUUGCGUUCCGUACCCAAAGGGUAAAAAGCGGAACCCUAUUACUAGGACUCCAUUGUCCGUCUGUCUGUCUGUCACCGGGCUGUAUCUUAUGAAUCGUGAUAUAGAUAUCAGUUGAAAUUUUCACAGAUGAUGUAUGUCUGUUGCCGCUUUAACAAUACUAAUAAAUCGGCCAAGAGCAUAUCGGGCCAUGCUCAGAGUAGGGUUCCGUAGUUACUUUUCCGUCAUAAUAAGCUAAACUGGAGCUUAAAGUAUAGGAGAUUAUUAACCAAGGUAUGAACUGUGGAUAGUAUGUCUUUUUACUAUGAAGGGGAAACUUUUUGCGAUAACUCAAAAACAGCUAAACUGAUCAUGUCCGCUAUAGUUUUCAUUUAAUGUCUUUCUUAAGCUCUACUUUCACGAUUUUUUCAUAUUUUUUUGACCUAUGGUUCAAAAGUUAGAGGGGGGGGGCACAUUUUUUUUUCUUUCGGAGCGAUCAUCUCCGAAUAUAUUCUUUUUAUCAAAAAAUGUUUGUUGAAGACCCCUAUUAGUUUUGAAAGACCUUUCAAACGAUAUCCCACACUGUAGGGUUGAAGCAAAAAAAAAAUUCACCCCCACUUUACGCGUAGGGGAGGCACACUAAAAAAAAAAUUAGAUUUUAUUCUACGACUUUGUCGGCUUUAUUGAUUUAUAUAUACAUGUCAAAUUUCAGCUUUCUAGCACUAACGACCACGGAGCAAAGCCUCGGACAGACAUACAGACGGACAUGGCGAAACUAGUCCUAGUUGACUACGGAACCCUAAAAACGGAUCUGUUCCCAGCUCCCAUACAACAAACGUGAUUUUUUUUACCGUUUUUUUCGUAAUGGUACGGAACCCUUCAUGCGCAAGUCCAACUAGCUCUCCUAUAAGGAUAGAAAGAUAAACAUAAGAAUUUAGAAAUUUAAAAAGUGUAUUGUACAAUUUAACCUUUUGAACGCCAAGAACAGGCGUCGUAACUAAUCGUGCCCACAGCGCCAAGGACAACUAUAGGUGUUAUGGCGGACGCUGUCAAAGUAACCUUCACACUUUGGAGUAAGGUUUACAUUAGCUCCCUUGCGCCCGGGAGCUUGGCGUUUGAGUGAUGUUUGUGUUUAUGACAUAAAGCGUUUAUAGUAUUUUAUGCAACAGUUGUAUAAGAAGGGUCAAAAAAGGCGAGUGGCGUGAGUUACAAUGUGAGCCGGAGCCGAAGGCGUAGGCGAACAUUGUAAAGGAAUACGCCACGAGAAUUUUUUGACCUACUUAUACAACGUUGCAUACAAUAUUUUUCCUACGAGUCUACAAAAAUAAAUCUUAAUUUAGGUAAACAAAUUACAGCAAAAGUAUAUAGCCAAGAUGCGCGAGCAUACCUUGUUACGCGCCCGGCCCGCCCCGGGCCGCGGCCGGCCGGUCGGCGACACCUCCUCGUAACUCAUGAGGCCCUGGUACUUGCUAGUUGCUAAAUUAAUUUUUUGGACAGUUUUUUCUCAAUUUUGGCCACCGUAGCCUACGGAGACUAACAAGCAACGCUAAGCGGUCUUCGUAGUCUAUGGGUGUUGCUAUAUUACGGGUGUCACAUGCGUGUUUCUGACUUAUGAAGUAAUUAUUUUUACUAUGCAACCAAAUGAAUAUUUUGUAAGUUUGUUAGGUUGGUAGCCAUUAAUCGCAGUAACGUUAUAGCUUAUAAAAGCACAAGAGCUUUUAUGAGGAAUAGACAAUAUAGACUUUUCUUGAAACCUUUUAUGUAUGUUCUUAUAUUCGUGUUAGUGAAUGCAUAAAUGACAGAUAACAGUAGAGGAGUAGGAAAAAGGGUUAAAAAUAGAAUGGCCCAUUUCUGACUUGACAGUUUGACAGAAGAGUCUUCUAGAACAGUUGACUGGUUGAGGCCAUAUAGCAAUAAGCUUUUGUAUAUACAAUAAACUUCCCUUCAGAAUCUUCAUAA